AUGAACCAAGAGCUGAAGAAAAAGACAAAGGUGUGUGGACGCAGAGGCCUCAGUAGAAGAGUAACCAGUGGGACUAAGACAAGCACAGCCAAGGCAAAGCCCACCCAGAAGGCAGAAAUGGGUCCUCUCAAUGCCACAUGGGACUUACCUAAUGAAGAUGUGUGCUGUGAGACUCGCUUUCAGGAUGCAGACGAUUCCUUCUCUGAUUGUUACAUAGAAUGCAUCAUAAAAGGGGAGUUUUCUCAACCCCUCCUGGAAGAGGACUCACUUCUUAAGGCCCUUGACUCCCUGAAAGAGGGAGCAGAACAAGAGCUAUCUCAACAGAUUCUUGCAGCAAGCUCAUUUCUUGAAUAUCCUUUGCAAUAUAAUAAAAACGAGGCAAAACAAGAACAAUUUCAACCAAUUAUUGGAAAGGAGUUGUUUCCUGAGUAUACUAAAUGCAUCACAGACCAGAAGCUUCCUCCUGGAGGAAAACCGAGUAUAGGAUUACCAGCUCCUAAACAGCUUACAGAAUCUGCUAGGGGGAUGCCAAGUAAAAGUAAAGCAUGUGAUGUUCCAAAAAAUAUUGCUUGUCCUCACCUUGGAUGUACAAGAGUGUUGCCAAAUAAAGCUUCUCUGAGAAAACAUCUCCUUAUUCAUGGACCCCGAGAUCACGUCUGCGCUGAAUGUGGGAAAGCAUUCACUGAGAGCUCAAAACUAAAAAGGCAUUUUCUGGUUCAUACUGGAGAGAAGCCAUUUCGUUGUACCUUUGAAGGGUGCGGAAAACGCUUUUCCUUGGAUUUCAACUUGCGUACACACGUGCGCAUCCACACUGGCGAGAAACGUUUUGCUUGUCCCUUUGAAGGAUGUAACAAGAAGUUUAUUCAGUCCAAUAACAUGAAAGCUCACGCCUUAACUCAUGCAAAAACCAAGAAACAGUGCAAGUGA
Messenger RNA from Condylura cristata (star-nosed mole), 927 nucleotides. It is a transcript of the gene ZFP42, whose product is annotated as ZFP42 zinc finger protein. Gene Ontology annotation, cellular component: PcG protein complex; transcription regulator complex. NCBI's taxonomy places the organism in Eukaryota, Metazoa, Chordata, Mammalia, Eulipotyphla, Talpidae. The transcript has a single exon. Bases 1 to 927 code for a protein of 308 amino acids. Gene Ontology annotation, biological process: regulation of transcription by RNA polymerase II. Gene Ontology annotation, molecular function: DNA-binding transcription factor activity, RNA polymerase II-specific; RNA polymerase II cis-regulatory region sequence-specific DNA binding. The record is from RefSeq and is a predicted model, not a curated record.